Austrofundulus limnaeus is the source of this 3979-nucleotide messenger RNA. RefSeq names its product ring finger protein 26 (gene rnf26). Lineage: Eukaryota; Metazoa; Chordata; Actinopteri; Cyprinodontiformes; Rivulidae. Bases 490 to 1833 code for a protein of 447 amino acids. Gene Ontology annotation, molecular function: ubiquitin protein ligase activity. The transcript has a single exon. The record is from RefSeq and is a predicted model, not a curated record. Gene Ontology annotation, biological process: protein ubiquitination; ubiquitin-dependent protein catabolic process.
AAGCACAAUCAGGAAAGGUCAGUAGAUGACCAAAACAAAGAUGGCGGUUCGGACGGAGGAUAAACAUGUUAAAUGUCUCUUUGGGUUGUUUUUUCUUCGUUUCUGUCGGUCUCAACGUCGUUUUUACAAACUCUGGAUUUUUCUGACCUCACUUUUGAACUAACACAGUGAGUUUUUUUGCUGCGUUGUUAGCUCGGAGCUAAAGCGAAACCCGGAAAACAAACGGAAGUAGCUGUUCUCGUUCGAAAACAAACAUCCGCCUGUGUCUGUAACGCGUGUGUUGUGGUGUUAUCUCGUCAGUCCACAUGAAAAAUAAGAUAACUCACGUUUAAUGAAGGGAAUGACUGCUUCAGUUGGAGUUAAUAAAGAAGCAACGAGAUGUAACGACCGAUUAUUACAGCCUGGAAACCGUAAGAAGAAAUGUGCUUGUUUAAAACCUGGGUCCAACACCGACCGAGAGACAAACAUUUACCUUAAAGCUGAGUGACCAUGGGCGUGGUGAACUUUGUGAUAUCCACUGUUGGAAAAUGCUUGGAUGCAGUGUGUUUGCUCUUGGACCUGAACUUUCUCAUCGUCCACACUGUGGUGAGAACCCUCCUUGGGGUUAUGGCUUUUAUCACCAACCUGCCCACCCUCCUGAUGAACUCCGUGCUCCAGCUGGGGAACCUCGUCCUGUUCUCUACCAUGUACAUGGCAGAGGCGACGUCUAACUUAGCCCAAAAUACAGUCACCCUGUUGGGAAGCGUGGCGCUUGCUCUGGAAGGUGUGCUGGAGAGCCUGAAGAUGGUGGGCUACCUGUCCAUGCACGUCCUGCUUCGAGGAAAGGAGCAGCUGUGUCGGGGUCUGCUGUCUGUGUUGGAGGGCUGUGGCAUUGCUGUCAGCCUGGUGGUCUAUUUUACCAACACAGUGGUGAACUUCGCCCUCAUCGCCACCCAGAAUUUCUACCAGGUGGUGGCUGGCGUGUGGCAGACGGUGUCCAGCCCACUGCAGAAGGUCCUGGAGCUCGCUCUCACCUCCAUCACCUUCUUGUACAGCUGCCUCGUCGGCACAUGGACAUUCCUGUUGUCUCCAUGUAAACUGGUUUUGGAUUUCCUGUUUUCCCUUGUGCACAUGUUCAUCUGCAUCUUCAUAUUGAACAUCUACGGCCUCCUGCUCACCGUCACCAUCGCUCUGAUGACCACCGUCUACUUGAACCCGAGGCUGACCCGUCGGGCAGCUGUGCUGAUUGUGGAUUACACAAACUCUAUUGCUUCCCUACGUAGACUUGCUCUGAGUUUUCAGAGGCUCGCAGCCGCCCUGUUGAGAACCCCGGAUUUUUUACGCCGUAGCGUGCAACACGUGCAGAGGAUGCUCCGUCACCUCUACCUGCUGGAGAGAAGGUUUUGGCAGCAGCUGUCUCAGAACAGGAGCCAGCUGAGCCUGGCGUUGCGGUUGCAGCUCUACAGGGACAAUCGGAACAGAGCGAGAGGGGACGGCGACCCCGGAACGGAGAGGCGGGGCCCUCCGGAUGGGCGAGCAGGGGAUGGGACGCGUGGAGAGCAACAGGAUUUAAUUUUGCCCUCGUCGAGCUCCGAUGAGCCUCUAAAGGAGUGUUCUGGCAGAGAUGACAAACCUCUGCCGGCUGAAAAUCUGCUUUCACUACUGAAGGAGCAAGAGGAGAGGAAGAAGUGUGUGAUCUGUCAGGACUGUACCAAGACGGUGGUGCUGCUGCCGUGCAGACACCUCUGCUUGUGUAGAGAGUGUACGGACAUCCUCCUGAGACAACCCAUCUACCAACAGAACUGCCCUCUCUGCCGUCACAUGAUCCUCGACACUAUGGACGUUUAUCUUUAAGGGACUGCUGAGAAAAGAUCUGUGUGUGUGACAGAGAAGAGCCUUACAGCAUUUAUUAAAAAAAAAAAAGAGUGAUAAAUUCUGUGAUGUUUUCUGUUUCAUUUUCUUGAAAAUAGCCUAUAAAAACAUGCCGACUUCCAUGUACAUUUUUGUGUUUGCCCAUAAUUAACGAAGGUGUAAAUCUUUGAUAAAUGUGUUGUUUUAUUUUUCAGAGAUGUUCUGGAGUUUUGGUUCUUAAACAAAACUAUUAGUUGAUUUUUAGUGGGUUAUAACUAGUAGGCGCAACACUUGGUAAGAUACAAAUAUAUGGGUAGUUAUGGGUUAACAUUUCUGGGAUGUUUAGACAGUUUUUUUUUUUUUUGGGUAGGGGGUUUAUUUUGUAAAAUGUAGUUUCAAGUGUUGCAUUUUUGUGAAAGCUGUAGAUAAGUACAGAAGAAGGUGGCCAAUACUAAAUCCAAACAGAUUCUAAAAUCUUCUGUAUAAUAUUUUACUAUUUGGAGUCAGACUUUUUAGAUUGUGAUAGAGUUUCAGCUAUUUGUGAAGACGGAUGUUUCCCAAAGCAGCAAAUCAGUUAUUUCACCAACAACUUGUGCUAAUCUUCACAAACUUCAACUCUGAGCCUUUUUAGUCUUUCAUUUCUGCAGUGUAUUGUGGGGAAACUGAUUUCAGGCUGAAAUCCAUCUGUAAACAGUGGAUUAAAACUCAGCAUUGUAUAUAUUUUAUCUAUAUAACCACAGAUACAUAGUCAGGAUGUGUUCUAUCAUCCUACAUGAAAAAGCAAUCAUAGCUUUGAAUCAACAUGUAUAAAAACUGUACAGUUUUGUAUUUGAAUUGUAGAUAAGUAAUUUGAAUUAUACGUCACUUCCUAACAGCAUCUGAAGCUGUGUUACCACCAUCAGUGCAUCUAUAAAACCCAUUAAGUACAUAAAAGUAUAUUACGCCAAGGAAAGUAAAGCAAUAUAUUCAUACUUAAACUUGAAGUAUUGCUGGACUGACUGUUUUUCUGUACAAAUCAUAAAAUGUAACAUUCAUCUGCAGCCGUGCUUUGUGCUCCACMAACCAGAUUUUUUUAGAAAACAGUGAGCAUUAACAAAGAAUAAGAUUUUUUAGGCGUACAGAAACAUCUCAAACUUUAGUGAGUUUAACAGCYUUAUAGCGUGACUUUUAAUGUUUACCAUCAGAUGAACCGUUUUAAAGACGUUUUAGUUUUGCCACGCUGAGCCUUUUAAUUUGCCGAUGCCCUUCCUCUCUCUCUGAAAUGUUUACAGCUGCUCGUGUCUUUAAAACCGCGUGCCAUUAGUUGGCCGAGCUGGAUCUGCACUGACCAACACUGUUCUUUACGAUGCGUGUAAAAGAUAUAAUCCUUUUUGUUGUAGGUGUGACAACGUGUCAUUUUAUUUGGAUUCUGCUUCUGGAGAUGCGAACCACGCUAACUUUGUAUUUGUGCGUUUAUACACUCUGACCUCAGCUUUGUUUGUUCCAUUUUUAGACCUUUUCCCAGUCUUCCACCUGAUGGGAGUUACUGUCACUACCAACAAAUAAUCCAUACCUGGUUUUCCCUUUCUUUUUGACUUUGUUACCAAACACAUUUCUGGUGUAUAAAAGGACCAAAAAAAAAAAAAAUCUAACAGUUGAAAGUUGCUUUUGGUGCUCAUUUGUUGCUAAUCUGAGCUGAGGUGAUAAUAUUGAUCAUGUUUAAAGUUUACAGGAUUGCAGUGUUUUUGCCAUCUGACAAUGGCCAAGUUUAAUUUUUUUAUUUUGCCAGCUUUAAUUUUUUUCUAAUUGUGUUUUUUUGUUUAAAAGAAAAGAUUUCACAUUUUUUGCAGUGACUGGAGCUGCAGAAAAACCACUUCAACUGAGUUCAUGCUAUACUAGCUCCCUGUAAAUCUGAAUUCAUUGAGAGGAAAGAUGAGGGUUAUUUUAGAGACUGUAAACAUUAAAAAAAAUUCUGCUCUCAGGUAUUUUCUAAACUCCAAUGACCUUUUUUUUUUUUUUUUUUACCAAACUUUGCAGUGGAAAGCUGUAAACUCACAGGACUGUUGUGUUUUUUAUGUAUAAAAACAUGAAUGUCAGAACUUGUUAAAACUGUGAAGGCUGCCAUGUAUGCUGUUCAGAUUCAGAAUAAACCAAAAUACUAUGUUCGAAA